This is a messenger RNA of Biomphalaria glabrata, 7944 nucleotides long. Its product is annotated as A disintegrin and metalloproteinase with thrombospondin motifs 2-like. NCBI's taxonomy places the organism in Eukaryota, Metazoa, Mollusca, Gastropoda, Planorbidae. Bases 1483 to 3897 code for a protein of 804 amino acids. The record is from RefSeq and is a predicted model, not a curated record. The transcript has 18 exons. Gene Ontology annotation, molecular function: metalloendopeptidase activity. Gene Ontology annotation, biological process: proteolysis.
CCGUUGACUGGCCAUGGGUACGCAGUCCAGGUUGAAGAGCCCCCCCCCCAACCCCUUGAAAGACAAUAAUGUCUCAGCCACGGUGACUAAACUAUUGCUUGACUGUGUAGUCUUACAGCUUAAAACACAGACAGGCUUUAGUUCUGUGUUCUAAACAGUGACAGAUUCUCGUUAAGUCGACAACAUUUCGAUCAAAGUGUUUAUUUCGCUAUCUUCUUGGAUUAUUGUUUUUUGGAAUUUGCCAGUCUUACAACGCUGGAUCGAUUCAAGGAUACCAGACAGUUACUUUGACCAGCGGCUGUGUAAAAAUCUGGCGGAUUUUAAAGUCUUUCUUGUCACUAGCAACCAGGAAGUAAUAAUCAAUCAAUCAGUCAAUCAAUUAUUAGAUCAGAGGUGAGAUCGAUGGCAGAGAUAUUUUGAAUACGUGAACUUAAAAUAGAGUGUCCACGUCAUAGCCGAUCGAUAAACAUCAGAACUUCAUCGAAGUGCUUUCUUAUUUAAUAUCGAAUCAAGUCAUUCUGUGUGACCAAAGUAUUCUUUGCAGCUUUCAAUACACUCUUCUACUUCUACUGAGUGUUAUUUUCAAAAUAUAAGUGGACGAUCAAAAGUAAUAUAAUAUUCUAAUGUAAUAACACCACCAGGUAGUCUUCCAAAUUUUGUUAUCACAAUAUUAGAACUCUUCAGAAUUUGAUAUCACAAUAACAGAACUCUUCAGAGUUUGAUAUCACAAUAAUAGAACUCUUAAGAGUUUGAUAUCACAAUAAUAGAACUCUUCAAAGUUUGAUAUCACAAUAAUAGAACUCUUCAAAAUUUGAUAUCACAAUAAUAGAACUCUUCAAAAUUUGAUAUCACAAUAAUAGAACUCUUCAAAAUUUGAUAUCACAAUAAUAGAACUCUUCAAAGUUUGAUAUCACAAUAAUAGAACUCUUCAAAGUUUGAUAUCACAAUAAUAGAACUCUUCAAAGUUUGAUCGUAACAACCAAAACACUCUUCGAAAUUUGAUAGCUCGACCAUAGAACUCUUCAAAAUUUGACAUCAAGAUCAAAGAGUUAUUCAAAUAUUCAUAUCCCGACAAAAUAUUUAUCUGUUUACCUACAACAAAAGUAAGAUGGAUAUCUUAUACUUAUACCAUGACUAAAAAUCUUUUCACCUGAGAUCAUGACUUAAGAACAUCUUCCAAAUCUGUGAUGAUGGCUCAAGUUUUCUAGGAUAGAACAAUCAAAGAACUCUUCAAAAUCUGAUAGCACAACCCAAAAGUAUUCCAAAAAUCAAGAUAUCACGAACGACAAAUGAUAUCAAUUACUGAUAUCUGUAUAAAAGAAAUAUUUAAUAUUUGAUAUUUCAGAAAAAAAAAAACAACUUCAAAAUUUGAUAUGAUGACCUUAGAAAUUUUGAUAAUCUGAUUGGAUAACAGCUGCGCAUUUUCACUUAUUUGCUACAACGGAAACGUCAAACUUCAGGAAACUGAAUUCUGGGCUCGCUAUGUCUUUGGAUGUGCGUGGAUUAUGGUCACUGAAGCUGGCUACAAAAGUUCUCCCUCUUGCUGUCAUUCUUUUGCAAGUUUUUCACUUUGGUUUUGGAUCCAAUAAAACAGUACACGUAAAUUACUCAAGCGGUCACUUCAGCGUCAGUCAACUGCCGGAUGACCUGGACGUGACCAUCAGUGUCCAGAACAGCACCUGGGCAGUCCUUCACCUGAGACGUGUUCCCCACAUCACGCUGGACAUCCCCAUGUACACACUCGGAGUCGACGCCUCUGGCAAGCCGGUCCAGACCAAAGUUGACCUGGAGGAAAAAACGAUUGUUGGUUAUUAUCAAGAUCUGACCCGUGAAGCCGUCAUUCAAAUCACCAGAACUAAUGACAUCAAAGAAACGUCAGCACAGUACAAAAUUGAAGGAGUCCUUGAAGUAGCUGGUUUGAGGCAUUCAAUACUACCUGACGACCACGCUCGCUACAGGAGAGACCUGACUUCUGCCAACUCUUCUUCAGAAGACGACUUGUACAUCUUAGAAGUGGUGGAUCAACCCUCCACAGGAACCCUCUCAGACUAUUUAGAUCCACCGCCUAACAUUGAAGUCUCCAAACGAGAAGAUCCUCUAAGCUCAGCUCUAGGUUCAGCUCAGGGUCCGUCCACAACGCUUUCGCCUUCUGACAUCACUCAGCAGGAAGGGGAAGCAACUUCUACUCUUUCCGAAACAAGCUCCAAGAGUAGCCGGCAGAGAAGAGAAGCUCCACUGGAUAUCUUCCUCGACAUUGUGGCUGUCACAGACUUUGCCGUCUACAACCGAUACCUUACAGCUGCCAGGGGGGAUAAGAACCAGGCGUUAUCUGAUCUACGGAUGUGGUAUGCCUUUGUCUUCAAUGGAAUUGAUCUUCGCUAUCAAGGUAUCCACUCGUCGGAAUAUAACAUUAAUGUCAGACUAGUCAAGCUGAUACUGUCAGAGACUGCGGCGGAUGCCCCGUUCACGGAGCCCUUCAAAACUCCGGGCAGCCAUUGGGAUACUCUAAGUGCCCCAAGUGCCCUGGAAGGCAUCGCCGAGUUCGCCAAAAAGCAUGAUCUGCUUCGGUCAGACCACGUGAUGCUGAUGACGGGAUACGACCUCACAACUGCAGGAUCCACGACAACUACAGGUCUUGCUUACACGGCCACGCUGUGUGCUGGUAAUGAGAUGCAGUUUUCUGUCGUGGAAGACCUCGGCGGUUAUCAAACUGUUGAAACAGCAGCUCAUGAGCUUGGCCACGGUCUAGGGGCAAGGCACGACGGGGACGGAAACAGCUGCCCAUCAACUGACCGCUACAUCAUGGCCGGAAGCAGCUACGCCGUGACCGACUCCAACAGGUUGAACCCAUGGCGCUUCUCUCAAUGCAGCAUUCAGGCCAUGACCAGCCACAUCAAAACCAACCUGGUUAAACCCAAUGGCAAAAGGUGUCUCAUCCAAAGCGAGGCCAUCGUGUCCAGUCUGCCAGAUGUAAGCCAGUACAUGCCCGGGGAGGUGUACUCCCCUGACCAGCAAUGUCGCAAUCAAUACGGAAACGAGUCUCGUUACUGCAGGGGCACCGAGUUUGGUAACGUGAGCACUAUCUGUACUUCCAUGUUCUGCUACGAUCCUGUCACAGGGAGCAAAGGAAUCUGUUUCGAGGAAAAGGCCGCCCAGGGGACAACCUGCGGGAGUGAAAAGCAAUGUAUUGAUGGGGCCUGUGUCUAUGUACCAAAUUCUCCGCAAGUUGAUGAAACAUGCGCGUACGGAGACCAGCCUGGUGUCGCCUUCAAUGGCAAAACUUGCCGCCAGUUUGUUUCAGGUCACCCUGGCUACUGCUACCAGACAGUGGUCAGAACACGCUGUUGUGCGUCAUGCCAGGACUUCUACAGACCUUUCAAAGAUUGUGAAUACGGCAACAAAUAUCCGUAUUGUACCAACGACAGCUGCAACUCGUCAAAAGGCGAAGCCGACAACUGCUGUGAGACUUGCAACAUCGGUGAACCACUCAAUGUGAGCUCCUCAACCAGCGAGCGACCUCCUUCCAGUGAGGGGACAACGCCAGCUCCCAAGCCCAAGACGGAGAUCUCUGGGCAGUGCGCGGACAACCCUGGCGUCUUGGUCAACAACAUGUCCUGCACGACUGCAUCCAUUAUGAACCCAGAGUACUGCUACCAGGAGAAGAUGGUGAUGAACUGCUGUGCCUCAUGCAGAAGAGCAAACUCUGGAAUAAUAGGGUGUGAGUACGGCGACAAAAAUCCAGUGGCCUGCAAGAGCUCCAAAUGUGCUGGCCUGGCUGUAGACUGCUGUUACACUUGCGGGAGUAGGAACUCAAGUCCACUGAUUCAUUGUCAUAUCUUCCUGCUAGCGGUUCUCUCUUUACUGACCAUCUCAGGAGCACUGGUUAUAUCACAGUAGACUCAUUUAGAUCGUAGAAUCAACCGCCUCCAGGAAGUUGUCUAGCUUUCUUUAAAUCCAUAAAUGAGAUGAUUUUUUGACAUAUUUUGGUAUGCAUGUAUGUUCCAUGCUACUAAAUGCCUUCACGUGACCAAAUGCUGUCACAUGACCGAUUGCUGUCACAUGACCAAAUGUGUGUCAAAAGAUUUGAUAUUGGGAAUGUAUGAAGCCUGUUAUUGAUAUGAAGAUACGUCACUAAUUGCAUUGGAUGCGUUAUUGCUACGGAAGCGCAAGUAAUAUUUAUUUCCUUUUAUUUUCCAUGCUGGAAACCUCAUAAGUUCACUCACACAAUGUUCACAUCCUUGCUCCCAAAACUGGUCAUAACAGAAGCAUUUAUGAUGUAAAACUUGUUAUGUAUCUCCAGCUGUCCAGUGUAAUUAUUUGCCGUUGAUUAAGAUACGAUUGUCAUUGUAAGGUGGGUUUAAACCAAGAAUGUUACGAAUAUUCUAUAAUAUCUGUAAAAAGCAAUGAAAGCUAUACUUGAGAUCAGAGAGGAAGAUUUUUUAAUGUUUGACUCUCCACAAUUGUUUUCUGAUAGAAUAAAACAGAUACCAAAAAUACAGUUAUUAAGGAAAAGAAGAGCAAUCGAUGUGGAGAAAUGUAAGGGAAAUAAAAUGGAACCUGAAAAAAAAUGUAUUAAAAUGAACAAGAGUAAAACUGGGAAAUAUUAAAAUAGAAAUUAAUAGACAAAAACACAACAUUUCAAUGAAGCUCUGUUAUAAGAUAUAUCAACGUUGCCAACUUUGAUCAUAAUUUCUACAUGCGAAAGAACUUAGAAUAUUUGACUUUCGUGACAAAAGGGAAGGCAAAACGAUUUCAUGCUUUUUAAAAAACAUAGUUUAUCAAUGAUCUCGUAAUAUACUCAUCAUCAGGUUUAUUAGCAUAUGUGCCGUUUGCAUACCGUUAGUGUAUUCUUACUUUCAGUGAGAGAUUACAGUAUAGUAUAGUAUAGUAUUCCAUUAGUUAUUAACAUUUUAUCAACUAUUCUCAGGUUUUCUGUUACUGUAGUAUUAGAGUCCUGUUCAGAGAAAGAAAUGUAUUACCUGAAGUAUAUUAAAUAUUGUAUGCUGUUUAUAAAGAGUAAUGUCCAUGAAGUACUUAGAGUUAAAGUCAAAAAUAUGUUCUAUUUAUAUAUAAAUGUAUAAUGAUGUCUUGACUACGUUGUUAUCCACUCCUUGUUGUUGACUUCAAACGUCUUUCAGUACAACAAUAUCUUUGUAAUCUCCCUUUGUAAUACAGUUGGUUGAGAGUUUUGUGCACUUACCUUUUAAAAUAUAUUUAUAAUACGAUACUACUUUUGAGAAGCAUUAUGGUUUGAUACAAGUAACCUUUGAACUUAGCACUUUCAAAUUUCAAGAUAUUAUGAAGAACUGAGUUGCAUUAGGUUUUAUUUUUGGCUAUGUGUAUUCAGCACUUCUUCCAAGACACGUGAUCUGGGUGGUAGACUAGAGUUCAUAAGCUAGAGGAAGUGACGUGGUGAGUGCCUGGGCAUUAGCUAUAACCGGAACGAUGUUGACGUCACAGUAGUCCCCCCCCCCCCUCUCUCCAAGCUGUUAAUGCUCACGAAGUGCUAAGUGCUCAUAUCUAUUAAACCCUGGAGUUUAGGAGCUUAGGUAGCAUCCCAUAUUCGGUAUCCCCUUGGAUAAGGCUUAAAGUCGUCCGUGGACAGUCAUAAACAUUUGAGGUACAUCUUGUUGUGUUAUUUAAAUUGCUUUUAUAUAUUUAAUAGAGCGCAUCUUUCAUACUUUUAGCAUGCUCAUUGCGCUAUGGUCCAAUCUCUUUUGUUGACUAGGGCGUAUGGUCCAAUCUCUUUUGUUGACAAGGGGCGUAUGGUCCAAUCUCUUUUGUUGACAAGGGGCGUAUGGUCCAGUCUCUUUUGUUGACAAGGGAGUAUGGUCCAAUCUCUUUUGUUGACAAGGGCGUAUGGUCCAAUCUCUUUUGUUGACAAGGUCCAAUCUCUUUUGUUGACAAGGGCGUAUCGGAGAGAUGGCUUUCGUGAUGCACUCAGCAAACACAAUUCUGCCCUAGUCGGGAUUCGGGCUCCUAGUUAGGUAGCCAAGUGGUUUUGGCCCCUCAGCCACAAAUCCCUUUUUUUUUUUUGGAAAAGGUCAAAGGUUGUACAUUGCCCUUGCCAUCAGACUUAAACUGGUUGAUCUCCACUACCAAAUGAAUACAAGAUGGUUGGUUAUCUUUUGAUUCGCCAAAAGUUUUUUCGCUUUAAUGACUAUGUUUUUGUUUUUAAUUAACAUAUUUAUUUUCUUCACAAUGCUUGACAUUCUUGAUUUAAAAUACGGCGGAUAAUUUGAACUCGCAUGAAACGGAAUUCCAGUUCAUUCGAAUUCACUAAGGGUUGUGGGUUUUUUUAGUCAUUUAAUCAGCUUUUUUGAGCUCAAUUUUUCCCGGCUCCAGUUCAUUCAGAACAGCCGUCGAAACGAGUCUUGCGCAGUAUACCUUUAAUUGACCGAAACAAGCACGCGCUUUUCAUUGCGUUCACCAAUCAUUUAAUUCGCUGCUAUCGAUCUUCUUCUUCUUCUUCGUUCUCAUUGUUAUGUUGGAGCGUUCAGAUGACUAGACCAAUACAUGAGAUGAGCUGCACAGUGGUUUCCAAAUCAGGGAGCUCUCCAUAUAGUUUUCUUUCUAUUGGGGUGAUUUGGGGCCAGUGUCUUGUACGGGCCUCUUGGUAAAGAGAGCAGUUUUGGAGGACGUGAUCGGCAUUCUCUGGUGAUACUCCACAUGGACAGAUUCCAAUUUUGAGGUUUCGGUACAUAUGUUGUCUCAUUCUGUUGUGUCCGGUCCUGAGUCGAAAGAUUAGACGUUGGUCUUGUCGGGAUAGCUUAUAUGCUAUCGAUCGAUUUCUAGCAUCGCACUGUGCGUUUUAAGACAGUAGUUUAUUGUGUUUCUAAAUUUAGACUUGAAAAUGCGCAACUUCUUUUAACUUUAAUAAUUGUAAUUCAAAUCAAGCUUAUUGUAGAAUAAUAUUACAACCAGAAACAGGCAUAAGACAGUGUUCUAGGUCUAUAAAUUGUGUUAGGCAAUUUAUAGGCGUUAAUAAACUAUUCAGCAAGGGUGUGCCUAAUGAGCGACAAAGUUUGUCCACCCCCUCCCCUCUCACCCGACCCCCCAUGUCACAGAACGCUCCAACAAGGCAGCAUGAACUGUGUUGCAAUAAUAAUCACUUCGAUUAGUCUUUAGGACCGUUGGGGCACCACAUAAGAUCUGUUGACAGUCUUUCUUCAUUCCUCUCUUUUGUCUUGAAUAGAACCCUCUUUCAAUUGCAGGCCCAUUCAUUCUUUUAUGUUGCCUUCUCGCUUUUUUUCUGUCUGCCUCUUCUUCUUUGUCCUGGUACUGUUCCCUGAAGGAAGGUCUUGGCAAGAAAUUGCAAUAGAGUUUUAGUUUGUGCAGUUGUUUUAUUUUUACAAUAGUUAGCAGGUCAUCGUGGGGUCCAAUAUAUUUGCUAGAUCUAGAUUAUCUUCUAGGUCCUAAACAGAAUAUUACAGUUGAUUGUUCAAGCUCAGAAUCAUAUGAAGGGAAAGUGGUAAUCUUAUAUCUCUGUUUAUGAAAUACUAUACAGACGUUACUUCAAAAAAGAAGAUGAUUACGUCCUACGCGUGUUUCUAGGUCAUUCUAGCCAUGCAUGUUAACCAAUGACUAAAAUUCUGCCAAAAAAAAAACCUGCCCGAGAUAGGGCAGAUAAUUACGAUAUUUCCGUGAACACUCAGUGAAAAAAAAAAAUGCCCAACAUAAAAUGCGAAUCACUUUCUCGUCUGACGAAGUAAUUUUGUAGAACUCAAUCUUAUUCUGUUAUUAUUUCCCCUGUUGAAACGAAAUCAAACUUUAAGAAUUCGAAUUGAACGGAUUCCAUUGUAGUUUAUGUACUUUAAUUAUUUAUUUGUUGUUGUUUUUUUUUUGCUUGUAUUUUCAUGUUGUUGUUUUUAAGUUUCUCUCAUUUGAAAGCAAUAUAAAACGUAUGUCUCUGAAAAUAAAAGUAUCAGAUGUUCAUUUGGCAUC